CUCUGACAGAGGAGUGUGUGCCCGUGUCACACACACACGGCACAUAACGUGACCUGGAAUUGAUAUUGUAGUAUUGUUACCCUAUAUCAUCUGUACGCAGGUAUACGUGCUUUCCCGAUGUGAGCCUUUGUAAGCGAGGUCUGCUUUAUACACGCACCAAUAUUUCUAACGGGUUCACUUCAUCUUUUAUUUUUAGACAAACCGACACAGCCUUACGAGCACGAGUGGAAAGAAAUAACAAACCAAUCAUCACUUACAAGCUGUACCUAUUUUGUCGACGCUGAGGGCGGGCCCUGAAAAAUCUAGCCGUAGUCCCACUCAUAUUCCUAGGAUGUUACACAAGAACGUAAAACCCCAUCAAUCAAAUAAUAGGAAGACGGCGCGAGUGUUUCCUGUUACUAAACUAUGCUGGCUUUGACUGACAGUUGAUCACACACAAAAUAACUUAAAUUACGAAAGAGACCAUAAAGAAUGGAUAGCUGGUGGAUUGUCCAGCUGGUAUUGGCCACUGUCCUGGCUGUGGUUGUGUGGAAAUUGGUCAAGUUCAAUGUACGGUACCGAGGCUGGUGCAGAGUAGCGAGACAGUUUCAGAAUAUCGGUCCGCUCCAUCCUGUCUGGGGCAACCUGCAUCUGUUCAAGCACACCUAUGACUGGAUGGUGAUAGCGAAGAAGGUAGUCAACAAGGACAAACCUAGAAUUAUCGUCACAUGGAUGACAAACCUGUUCCCUAACUUCUCUAUGGUGCACCCCGACACCGCCAAGGUUGUGUUGAAGGCCUCAGUACCCAAACCCACGGGGGUAGGAUCACCAUACGGGGCGUUUGUGUCUUGGCUUGGGUACGGACUGUUGACCAGCUCGGGCUCCAAGUGGCAGAGGAAUCGACGUAUGCUUACACCGGCCUUCCACUUCGACAUCCUACGUACAUACGUAGACGUCUACAAUAAAUCGUGUGAUAGGUUUAUAAACAAAUUGGAAUCCAUCUCAACGGAAGGAAAAUCUGUUGAAAUAACGAAGCCAACUGCGGUAGCCACCCUUGAUAUCCUGCUGAGGUGUGCAUUGUCCUACGAGUCGGAUAUACAGGAACAAGGGGACAAACAUCCAUACGUUCUGGCUGUGGAUGAGCUAACCCACAUGGCUGCAGACAGGUUCAUAAAUCCGCUCCUUCAAAUCGACGCUGUAUUCCGAUUGACCAGUGCUGGCAAACGUUACUUCAAUCUAUGUGACUAUGUUCAUGACUUUGCCAAUAAAAUCAUCCAGACCCGAAAGGAAACCUUGGAAAACAACCCGUCCUCAACCCAGAAGCGGCGUCUAGACUUCCUGGAUAUGUUGAUCACAACCAGAGACACUGAUGGUCAGGGACUCAGCGACCUGGAGAUUAGGGACGAGGUGGACACAUUCAUGUUCGCGGGUCACGACACGACAGCUUCAGUACUAAGCUGGACGUUUUACUGUCUGGGCAAGUACCCAGAGUAUCAGCAAAAAGUGUUUGAGGAAGUAAGGGAGAUAAUGCAGGACAGAGUUCAGGUCACAUGGGACGACCUACCACGGAUGCAGAUUAUUCAUCUUUUCUUAAAAGAGACCAUGCGGAUGUACACGCCCGUGCCAACUAUCUCGCGCACGCUCAAAGAGCCCCUGGAAGUGGAUGGAGUUAUUCUCCCCGCGUCCAUCGACGUUAUGGUCCAGAUUGAUUGUAUCAACCAUCACCCUGAUAACUGGCCAGACCACGAGAAGUUCAGACUUGACCGGUUCGAAGACCAUGCAUCUAGCGACAAAGAUCCAUUUUCUUAUGUUCCCUUUUCUGCUGGACCAAGAAACUGCAUAGGGCAAAACUUUGCUCUAAAUGAAAUGAAAGUUAUUCUUGCCAAGGUCCUGAACAGAUUUCGUAUUGUGCUUGACGAGGACCACGAAGUCGUAGCACUAGCAGAGGUCGUCAUGAAAGCUAAAGAUGGGAUCAAAGUGAAGCUGCUACCCCGGUAGAAGAGUCUGUUUGGUGUACCUCUCACCAACCAGGUUAAAAAAAGGCGUCAAAAGAAAACCUUGUCUAGGUAGAGCGUCCGUGUGAUGUAACCUCAGUACCCUAACUAAGAACAGAAUCAGAGUUAAACAUUUGCUAAUAGAGUAUUUCGAGAAUGGAUUACAUCAUAUAGCUAUUUCGUCCUUCUAGAAUGCAUCGAUGAUGCAAGGGGAAAAUAAUUAAAAAUCCAAAUUGUCGAAACUUCUGUUAAGGAGUGCUGGUUAAUUUCAAAUCAAAUAAUCUAUAAAGUAUGUAUAGUAUGAACAUUGGCACUUCUCAAUAGAUAUUACUAUGGCUAUCAAGGUUACAGCAAAAACGUGGUAGAACCACUAGUCACUUGACGCCGUCAAUAGCAGGGUAUUGUUGGCUAAACUGUGCUUAAACGUUUAUAUAAUUAAGCAGCGUGUUUCAGUUAGUCCAUUUACUUCAUGUGAUGAGUAGAAUUGAUACGUUAAGCAAUCAAUUCCAGUCGUAAUAUAAAUGGUAUUAGAAUAAAUAAAUCUGAAUAAUUCUUUAACCAGUUUGUACAUGAUAUCCCCUUAACACUGUCAGAUUAUUUUGUAAUGUAUCUGAUUUAAAGAUAAAUAUCAAGGAAAACUAAAAGGGUAUGGAUUGGGGCAAAACGGGGAUGUGGAGGAGAAAUGCCUUCCGAUAAUAGUGUUUGUUUGAAAUGCCAAGGCAAGUUUAGUUAAUUGGCAUGACCUAUACUUGUAUUUGAAAAUAAUUUAAAGGGAAAAGUUAUCGACAGUACAAAACAAAGAUUGAUCGUUCAGAAAAAGUAACCCAGUAAACAAAGGAUUGAUCAAUCUUUUUACAUUAUUAUAAAAAAGAUUUAUUUCUGAAUACUGGAAGUUUCAACAAAACCGUUAUUCGUAAUCAAAGUCAAUACUAUAGAGAAAUAGGAUAUUCAAUAUCUGAAGAAACAGGAAAAUAUAAGAAAUAUGUUUAUACACAUGUGCUGCAAUCUUUACCUGAAAUACCGAACACUGGACUAUGUAAACGGAAGGGUAGAGUACAUGUAGACAUUCCCAGAGAAUUAGGCUAAGUCAUGUUUAAUACCUACGUAUGUUACAGGUGGCAGACAUUUUUCUAUAAAACAUACAUGUAAUAGAACGAAAUGUAACAUACCAACGAACAAGUGAAGCAUUACAAGUAGAGCAAAACAGAGAGACGCAGGUUUUGUGAAGAGGGAAGAGACAACGUUCAACAUUUAUUAUUGAAUAUUGUCGUCAGGAACAAAUGUAUUUUGUGAUUCAUCCAACAAUUUUUAAAUCCUAAUUUUAAAAUAACUUUACAGGAAAUUCAGUAAGUGGUUUGGUUGUUUGUGUGUUUAUGAACUCAAACAAGGAAUGGGAAAUUGAUUUAUAAACAUUUAAUUUAUAUAUGUUAAUUUCGAAUUGCUAAUGUACAUUUUGAAUGGAUUUGGAGUCAGCAUGGACAUGAUUAAAAACUCCGGAAUAUGGUGAGCCAAACAAUGACAUUUCAUUGAUCCAUGGCUGAAAGCUGAUACAUCAAUUAAUAAAAACGGAAUAGAUCAAUAUGGGGAAAUGAUCGAACGAAUGAAAUGAUAAGACUUGUAUAGAACAUAAAGGGACGAUAAAGUGUAAUUUGACAAUGAAUAUAUGUAGCACGUGCAUCAACUCUAUGUACACGUGUAUUUAUGCAAUACUGUACUGGGUGAUAUAUGCUCAAUCAAUUUAGUUUGAUGCUAUAUGUAUGCAAGUUAUAUUAAUUGUAUUUUGUGGAGAAAUACAUUUUGUGCUGA
Molecule: messenger RNA, 3779 nt
Organism: Mizuhopecten yessoensis (Yesso scallop)
Lineage: Eukaryota; Metazoa; Mollusca; Bivalvia; Pectinida; Pectinidae
Product: cytochrome P450 4F4-like
Exons: 14
Coding region: 472-1977 (501 amino acids)
Molecular function (GO): monooxygenase activity; iron ion binding; heme binding
Source: RefSeq, a predicted model, not a curated record